AUGACGGCGGACGAUGAGGCCGGCAGCGAGAUGCUGGUGUCGGCUGACCGAUUCUCAGGCUCAUCUUCAUCCACAGCAGCCGACAACUCCCAGAGAGAAAUCGGACAGUUGGCGCGCCGAAUUACGAGUAUAUCACAGGUUCACGAUGCCAACGCGCACCACGACGUCUUGAACCCCCCCAAAAACGGCCCCCUGGACCCAAACUCUUCAAAUUUUGACAGCGUGGCCUGGGCAAAGGCCUUUAUCCACCUCUUUGAGUCGGACCCCAACACGGCGCCCAACAGGCUCGCGGGCGUCGCAUUCCGAAACCUCAAUGUCUUUGGGUACAGCUCUGGCACACAGUACCAGAAGAGUACAGGGAAUAUCGCGCUGAGCAUGGCCGCCGAUCUUGUUGGACUCGCCACGGGGAAGUCAAAAAAGCGCAUCGACAUUCUGCAAGACUUUGAAGGCCUCGUUGAGCCCGGCGAGAUGCUGCUCGUGCUCGGUCCGCCUGGUUCGGGGUGCUCCACUCUCUUGAAGACACUGGCUGGCCAAACCGAAGGGCUGAACGUCGCCCAGGACUCGUACAUGAAUUUCAGAGGAAUCGAACCAAAGCGCAUGCAUAGAUGGUUUCGCGGCGACGUUCUCUACAACGCAGAGGUCGACGUCCACCUGGCGCCGUUGUCGGUCGGCGACACGCUCGAGUUCGCGUCGAGGGCGAGGGUCCCGUCCCGCAUCCCGGGUGGGCUCACGGGUCCCGAGUUUGCCCGCAUCAUGCGCGACGUGAUGAUGGCGGCGUUUGGCAUCUCCCACACCGUCAACACCAAAGUCGGCGAUGACUUUGUGCGUGGCGUGUCCGGGGGCGAACGCAAGCGCGUCAGCAUCGUCGAGGCCGCGCUGACCGGCGCCAAGUUCCAGUGUUGGGAUAACAGCACGCGAGGGCUCGAUAGCGGGAAUGCGAUUGCGUUUUGUCAGAAUCUCCGGACGCAGUCGGAUUUGAUGGAGGUUGCGUCGGCCGUGGCGAUUUAUCAGGCACCGCAAUCUGCCUACGAUCUGUUUGAUAAAGUGACGGUGGUGUACGAGGGACGGCAAAUCUUCUUUGGCAAGAUUGGUGAAGCGAAACGGUAUUUCGAGGAGCUGGGUUUCCAGUGCCCCGAACGGCAAACCGUACCAGACUUCCUUACGUCAAUGACAUCUCCGAAUGAGAGAAAGAUCCGACCAGGCCACGAGCACCUCGCUCCUCGGACUCCUGAAGAGUUCGCCGCCAGGUGGAAGGCAUCAAAACAGCACGAAAGUCUCAUGGCCGACAUUGAGACCUACGACAUCACCCACGUCCCCGAGGACCGCCUCGAGGCGUUCCAGGACAGCAUCAGAGCCGAGAGAAGUUCGUGGCAACGACUCAAGUCGCCGUACAUGAUUACGUAUCCGAGGCAGGUGAAACUCUGUCUGUGGCGUGGAUGGAAGCGCCUGAUCGCCGACCCCGAGUUCACAAUAUCUUCCCUCGUGUUCAACAUCGUCAUCGGACUCAUUCUUGGAAGCAUGUUUUUCAAUCUGAAGAAGGACUCGGAUACUUUCUACUACCGUGGCGGUUUGAUUUUCUUUGCUCUGUUGUUCAACGCUUUUGCUAGUGAGAUGGAGGUUCUCACGUUGUACACUCAAAGACCGGUCAUUGAAAAGCAUAAUCGAUAUGCUCUGUAUCACCAGUCUGCCGAAGCCAUCUCGAGCUACAUCAUCGAGCUACCAUACAAGAUCACAAACGUCUUCGUCUUCAACUCGAUUCUCUAUUUCAUGGCCAACUUGAACCGCGAACCUGGACCCUUCUUCUUCUUCUGCCUCGUCUCGUUCCUCGUCCUCCUGGCGAUGUCAGGCAUCUAUCGGACCCUGGCAUCUCUCGCACGCACUUCGCAUCAAGCCAUGGUCCCAGUCGCCCUCAUUACCAUUGGAGUAACAAUGUACGCCGGCUUCACGGUGCCAACGACCUACAUGCAGGGGUGGUCGCGCUGGAUGGGAUACGUUAACCCGCUCUCGUAUGCGUUCGAGGCGCUCAUGAUCAAUGAGUUCCAUGGUCGCAAGUUCCUAUGCGGCAGUCUCGUGCCUUCAGGUCCCGGCUACGAUGGUCUGGCUAUAUCCGGUCGCACCUGUGCCGUUGUGGGUGCCGUACCCGGCUCAGAUCAGGUCGAUGGUGACCGAUAUAUUGAGCAAUCUUUUGACUACUCCAACGGUCACAAAUGGAGGAACGUCGGCAUCUUAUGUGCUUACGUUGUGGCGUUCUUGAUCACGUACAUCGUCACCGCCGAGUUCGCCAAGCCGCCUAAAGGCGAAGGCGAAGUUCUUGUUUUCCGACGCGGCAGAGUACCUCCCGCGAUGAAGCAGAAGGCCAUGGUCGACGAAGAGAAUCAAUCCCGCAACGCGACUUUGACCGGGAACGCUUCCACCGUACCGACGGAGAAGCCGUCGGAAAAAAGACCGAGGCCCAGUGAAUGUGGCAAGCCAAUCUUUCACUGGGAGGAUAUCUGUUACGAUGUCAAGAUCAAAGAUCAGGACCGACGCAUCUUGGACUUUGUCGACGGUUGGGUGCAGCCAGGUGUUAUCACAGCUCUCAUGGGCGCUUCUGGUGCCGGAAAGACCACGCUUCUCGACGCUCUCGCUGCCCGUAUCACUAUGGGUGUGAUAUCCGGCGAUACCAUGGUCAACGGCCAACCGACGGACAGAUCCUUCCCCAACCGCGUCGGAUACGUCCAGCAGCAAGACGUCCACCUCGACACAAUGACCGUCCGAGAGGCCCUCGAGUUCAGCGCCCUGUUGCGGCAGAGCGCCGACACCCCUCGCGAGGCCAAGUUGGCCUACAUUGACGAAGUGAUUGACCUGCUCGACAUGAGCGACUUUGUCGACGCCGUCAUCGGGGUCCCCGGCCAGGGCCUCAACGUGGAACAACGCAAGCGGCUGACCAUUGGCGUCGAGCUCGCGGCCAGGCCGCAGCUGUUGGUGUUCCUCGACGAACCGACCUCGGGUCUCGACUCGCAGACGUCUUGGGCGAUUUGCGACCUGAUUGAGAAAUUGGCAAAGAGCGGCCAGGCGAUUCUGUGUACUAUCCACCAGCCGUCUGCCAUGCUUUUUGCCCGCUUUGACCGGUUGCUUUUGCUGCAGAGUGGGGGGAAGACUGUGUACUUUGGAGAUAUUGGUGAAAACGCCACAACCAUGAUUGAUUAUCUCGAACGCAAUGGCGCAUCUCCAUGCCCCCCUGAUGCCAAUCCCGCAGAAUGGAUGUUGAAGGCCACCACCCUGUCCGAGGAUGGCCCCAACUGGUAUGAGAUUUGGCGUUCGUCUCCGGAAUACCGCGAGGUGAAGACCGAGCUCGGUCUUCUUCGUCAACAGACUAAUGAGAAGCUCGUGACGGAAGCCUCGAACAACGUUGCCACCAACCAAGAGUUUGCCUCGUCGUUCUGGACCCAGUUCCAACACGUCUUUGUCCGCACUGCCAAACACUUUUGGAGGUCUCCUGUGUACACCUGGUCGAAACUCACUCUGACGAUUCUCAUGGCCCUCUAUAUUGGGUUCACAUUCAACUCGGAAAACAGCUUGCAAGGCCUGCAGAACCAGGUUUACGCCUUCUUCAUGGUCCUCACGACUGUAAACGAGUUCAGCAAGCAGAUUAUGCCCAUGUUCAUUCCCCAGAGAGCUCUCUACGAAGUUCGAGAGAGGCCGUCUCGCGUCUACCGAUGGAACACUUACGUCCUGUCCAACAUUGCCAUCGAAAUGAUCUGGAACACUCUUGCCUCCGUCAUCUACUUUUUCUGCUGGUACUACCCGGUCAAGUUUUUCCGCAACACCACCUCCGAAGACGUCUCGAUCCGCGGCUUCACCGUCUUCCUCUUCAUCUGGGUCUUCUUCCUCUGGCUCAGCACCUUUUCUCAGCUCGCCAUUGUCGCCAUCGAGACGGCCGACCUGGCCAGCAUCCCGACCAGUCUCUUCUCCAUUCUCUGCAUGGCCUUCUGCGGCGUCGGCGUCCUCCGCGUCGACUUGCCCUCCAUUUGGAGCGAUUUCAUGUACUGGGUCAGUCCGAUGACGUACCUCGCGAGCGGCGCGUUGUCGACCUGUCUCCACGGCGCCAAGGUCACCUGCACAGCCAAGGAGAUUGUGUCGGUCCCGGUGCCGUCGUCGAACAUGACGUGCGGCGAAUUCCUCGGUCCCUUUAUCCGGAGCGCGGGCGGGUACCUGGUGAAUGCUGCCGCAACGGAUACGUGCGGAUACUGCCGUAUGAAUACCACGGACGACUAUCUUGCGCGGUACGAGAUCAAGUACGAUGAUCGGUGGAGGAACUUUGGUCUCUUGUGGGUGUACAUUGUGUUUAAUGUUGCGGCUGCUUGCGGUCUCUACUGGCUUGCUAGGGUGCCCAAGGGACAGGGUGUCAAGCGGAAGUAG
Colletotrichum orchidophilum is the source of this 4401-nucleotide messenger RNA. Its product is annotated as ABC-2 type transporter. The record is from RefSeq and is a predicted model, not a curated record. Gene Ontology annotation, cellular component: membrane. NCBI's taxonomy places the organism in Eukaryota, Fungi, Ascomycota, Sordariomycetes, Glomerellales, Glomerellaceae. The coding region runs from base 1 to 4401 and encodes 1466 amino acids. The transcript is spliced from 10 exons. Gene Ontology annotation, biological process: transmembrane transport. Gene Ontology annotation, molecular function: ATP hydrolysis activity; ABC-type transporter activity; ATP binding.